AUGUUGAUUCAAGUGAAGAAUCGUUCCCCAGUCGAUGGUGGGUUUUCCAGGGCAGCGACGGAGAAACUAUGCCCCUGGUUUGUGUUCGGAAAGAACAGUGAUGGGAACUCGUCAGCGGGGAAAUCUACCGGUGAAAUUGGUGGGGAUCCGAACCCGCUGAGCUCCACGGAUGUCCGUGAUACCAUUCGCAUCUACAUGAAUGUGCGCGGUCGGAAGAGUGACGGCAAGUUCAUCUAUGCCACGACAAUGAAAGACAAUCUUAAGCCCAAGAAGAAAGGCAACGUCUCUGAGGUGAAGGAGGAGAGUCAGACGAUCGGGAGUCAGGCGAAGAAGCGGGCGAAGAUCGAGAGCAAUCCUGGCGUCUCAAGUGUGUCGAGUGUCUCAGAGGAGGAGCCUGUUUUCACGAUCUGCCUCCGUUUACUCAACAGGGUCACCUACCCGUUCCUGAGCGACGGCGUGGCUUCCAUUCUAUCAAACAUGGUGGAGUCUCAGUAUGACCCGCUGGGGCUUGUGGAGGGCGACCUGGACUAUCGCGAUGAAGAUGAAAAACGAAACAAGAACGUUAGUUCGUAUGCAAAGUUGUCGCUUACCGCGACGCGCGACAAGUUGUUGCAGAACGCCCGUAAAGCACUAGCGUACGCGCCGGGUGACAAGGAAGAAGAGUGA
Molecule: messenger RNA, 666 nt
Organism: Phytophthora sojae
Lineage: Eukaryota; Oomycota; Peronosporomycetes; Peronosporales; Peronosporaceae
Exons: 1
Coding region: 1-666 (221 amino acids)
Source: RefSeq, a predicted model, not a curated record